CCGGCCCAGCUCCGCUUUGCUCGGCCCGGCCCGGCUCGGCUCCGCUCGCCUCAACUCGGCCCCGCUUAGCGCGGCCCGGCCCGGCCGGCACCAUGCUGGCGCUUUUCAACAAGCUGCUGGACUGGUUCCGGGCGCUGUUCUGGAAGGAGGAGAUGGAGCUGACCCUGGUGGGGCUGCAGUACUCGGGCAAGACCACCUUCGUCAACGUUAUCGCGUCAGGACAGUUCAAUGAGGACAUGAUCCCAACAGUGGGCUUCAACAUGAGGAAGAUCACCAAAGGAAAUGUCACCAUAAAGCUCUGGGACAUCGGGGGACAGCCGCGGUUCCGCAGCAUGUGGGAGCGAUACUGCCGUGGAGUGAGUGCCAUUGUGUACAUGGUGGAUGCUGCUGACCAGGAGAAGAUCGAGGCCUCUAAGAAUGAGCUGCACAACCUGCUGGACAAGCCCCAGCUGCAGGGCAUCCCGGUCCUGGUCCUGGGGAACAAGAGGGACCUGCCCGGUGCCUUGGAUGAGAAGGAGCUCAUUGAGAAGAUGUAAGUGUGCCAGUGUCACCUGGGGUACAGGGAUGUGACACAGUGGGACCUCCUUGGGCACAGGGGGGUGGCACAGUGUCCCCCUGGGGCACAGGGGGUGUGACACAGUGUGCCAGUGUCCCCUGGUGGUGUGACACAGUGUGC
This is a messenger RNA of Zonotrichia albicollis (white-throated sparrow), 676 nucleotides long. The record is from RefSeq and is a predicted model, not a curated record. Lineage: Eukaryota; Metazoa; Chordata; Aves; Passeriformes; Passerellidae.